This is a messenger RNA of Colletotrichum spaethianum, 846 nucleotides long. RefSeq names its product trans-aconitate decarboxylase 1. Bases 1 to 846 code for a protein of 281 amino acids. Gene Ontology annotation, molecular function: S-adenosylmethionine-dependent methyltransferase activity. Lineage: Eukaryota; Fungi; Ascomycota; Sordariomycetes; Glomerellales; Glomerellaceae. The transcript has a single exon. The record is from RefSeq and is a predicted model, not a curated record.
AUGGUGCUGGCCUACCAUAACCCGUCGUCCAAGAACGGCACGGCGCUGGACCUGGGCUGCGGCCACGGCCUCAUCGCGCGCGAGCUUGCGCCGCACUUUGGUCGAGUGAUCGCCAUCGACCCGAGUGCGGGCAUGGUCAAGCAGGCGGCCGACUCGACGCAGGAUCCCAAAAUCACGUUCCGGCAGGCGAGCUCCGAGGACCUGUCGUUCGUCGAGGACAAGUCGGUGGACCUCGUCGUCGCGGGACAGGCGGCGCACUGGUUCAACUACGCCAAGGUGUGGCCGGAGCUCGCGCGCGUGGUGCGCAGCGGCGGCACGCUGGCGUUCUGGGGGUACAAGGAUAACAUCCUCGUCGGGUUCCCCGAGGUCAACGACAUCUUUGACCACUUUUGCUACGGCGAGGGCGAGGCGUCGCCGGGCAGCGGGUGGGAGACGAUGGGGCCGUACUGGGAGAAGCCUGGGCGGCUGAUCCUGAGGGACAACUUGGAGGCGGUGGUGCCGCCCGAGUCGGAGUGGGAGGGGGUCAAGCGCAUCGUGUACGACCCGGACCGGCGGACGUCGCAGAUCGGGGCCGAGGUGGACCCGGAGGCGGCGUGGCAGCGCAAGACGCUCAAGCUGGGGGAGUUUGAGGGCUACGUGCGCACCUUUAGCGCGUACCGCGGGUGGAGGGACGCACACCCCGAGGUCAAGAGCCGAGCGGAGGGAGGGACGGGGGACAUUGCGGAUCUGCUCUUUGAUCGGUUGCUCGAGACGGUGCAGGAGUGGAAGGCCAAGGGGGACAAGUGGCGGGAUGUCGAGGUCGAGGCGGUUUGGGGCACCACGAUCAUCCUGGCCAAGAGGAAGUGA